GUACAGUAGCAGACAUCACUUCUGCUGAACCUACUACCACUGUAUCAAAAGCCACCUCAAUAGAAACACCUACCACAACUGCUAGCACUACCACUGAAGCUACAACCACAACAGCCACCAUUACAGCGUCUACUGAACCUGUAGCCACCACAGCAGCUACCACAUCAAGUGAACCAACUGCCACAACAACUUCUAGCACUAUCACUGAGCCCACAACCGUAGUUACUGCUAACUCUUCUAACAAACCUGCAACAACCACAGCAACUAUCACUUCAAGUGAAUGAGCUACCACAACAGCUGCCAGUACUACAACUCAGGUUAUCUCCACAAUGUCCACCACUGCUGCUCCAACCAAACCUACAGCAGAAACCACUUCAGUUGAACCCUCAACCACAACAGCAGCUACCACUUCAACAGAACCAGCUGUCACAAUGAGUGCCAGCACUACCACUGAGGCUAUCCCCACAACAGCCACAACUAUGACUUCUAGUGAACCUACAACAACCACAGUAGCCACUACUCCAGGUGAACCAACUGCCACAUCAACUUCCAGCACUACCAUUAAAGCUAUAACCACAAUGAUAACUCCCACUUCUGCCAAAUCUACAAUCACCACAGUAACAGACACCACUUCAAUUGAACCAGCUACCACAGUAUCAGCCCCCACUUCAACAGAAACACCUGCGACAACUGCCAGCACUACCACUGAAGCUACAACCUCAACAGGCACCAGUAUGAAUUCCACUGAACUUGCCAUCACCACAGCAGCCACCACUUCAACUGAACCAACUACCACAACAGUAGCCACCACUACAAUAGAACCAAUUACCACAACUGUCAGCACUACCACUGAGGAUACAACAACAACCAUCACUACUGCUUCUACCAGAUCUAUAGCCACCACAGUAGCAGAUGUCAGUCCAGCUAAACCUAGAACCACGAUAUUAGCCACCAGUUCAACAGAACUACCUACAAGUGCCAGCACAACUACUGAGGUUACAACCACCACAGCCAGCACUAACACUUCUGCUGAUUGGUCAUCCACCACAGCUGUCACCACUUCAACUGAACCUACAACCAUCACAGGAGCCACCACACCAAUUGAUCUGACUAUCACAACAGUAGCCACUACUUUAACAGAACCAGCUACCACAACUGACAGCACUACCACUAAGGCUACAACCACAAUGGCUACCACCAUGACUUCUGCUGAACCUGCCACCACCACAGCAGCCACCAUUUCAACAGAACCAACAAUCACAACAGUAGCCACCACUUCAACAGAACCAAUCACCAAAACCACUGUCAGUUCUACUACUGAGGCCACAACAACAAUUAGUACUACAGCUUCUACCAAAUCUACAACCUCCAAAGCAGACACCACUGUAGCUGAACCUCCCACUACCACAUCAGCCACUGCUUCAACAGAACCACCUACCACAGUUGCCAGUACUAGCACUGCGGCUACAACCCAAACAGCCACCGCUAUGACUUACACUGAAUCUGCAUCCACCACAGCAACCACCACUUCAAGUGGACCAACUGCUACAACAACUUCCAGCACUCCCACUGAGCAUACAACCAUACCAGACACCACUGCUGUGUCUGCUGAACCUAUAGCCACUGCAGCAACAGAUAUCACUUCAACUGAAGAUACAACCACAACCACCAUAGCAGCCACCACUUCAAGUAAACCAAUUACCACAACUAUCAGCACUACCAAUAAGGCAACAACCAUUCUAGACACCACUACCACUUCUACCAAACCUAUAACCACCACAGCAGGUACCACUUUAACUGCCAGUACUACCAUUCAGGUUAAUACCACAACAGCCAACAUUAGCACUUCUACUGAACCUACAACCACAACAGCAGCCUCCACUUCAACUGAAACGACUACCACUGCUGCUUCCAGCACUACCCCUGAGGCUGCAACCACAGUAGCCACCAGUGCGACUUCCACUGAACCUGCAACCACCAUGACCACUAAUGGUUCAAGUGAACCCACUGCUGCAACAAAUUCUAGCACUACCACUGAGGCUAUGGCUACGCUGGACAGCACUACUACUGGUGCUGCUGAACCUGUAACCACUACAGCAACAGAUGUCACUUCAACUGGAGCUACAACCAUCACUACAAGUGCAAAUAAUUUUCUAUUGUGCUUAUAG
Phyllostomus discolor (pale spear-nosed bat) is the source of this 2168-nucleotide messenger RNA. Its product is annotated as mucin-5AC-like. NCBI's taxonomy places the organism in Eukaryota, Metazoa, Chordata, Mammalia, Chiroptera, Phyllostomidae. The record is from RefSeq and is a predicted model, not a curated record. The transcript has a single exon. The coding region runs from base 330 to 2168 and encodes 612 amino acids.